GCUUAAUCGAAUCACGUUGUGAAGUUUACGUCUCAACACCGGUUAUAACGGAAAGAAGAAAAAACAAAAAACAGCAGUUUGCAAAGAAGCGACGAUAAAGUUGUUGUAAUGAAUGAAGUGAAGGCAGGAUGCUGAGGUGGACUGUUCAUCUUGAAGGUGGUCCAAGACGAGUAAACCAUGCAGCAGUCGCCAUCGGGGAAAAAAUCUACAGUUUUGGAGGAUACUGCACUGGCGAGGACUAUGAAACUAGACUACCUAUAGAUGUUCAUGUGCUAGAUAUCAUUUCCUUGCGGUGGAAGUUGCUUCCUGUACCAGCACGGCGCAACCUUCCACUCUCACCUUCAGGGGAUCUAACAAUUCCAUACCAGAGGUAUGGACAUUCUGCAGUGGCUUAUAAGGAUUGUGCAUAUAUCUGGGGUGGCAGAAACGACACAGAUGGGGCGUGCAAUGUUCUCUUCAUGUUUAACACAGUUUUGAGGCUGUGGGGUAAUGUGGAAACAAAUGGACCGAUACCAGGUGCAAGAGACGGCCACUCAGCUUGUGUUAUACAUAAAAAGAUGUACAUAUUUGGUGGAUAUGAGGAAGCGAUUGACAGAUUUUCUGAUGAUAUUUAUUCCUAUGACUUUGAAACAAAGACAUGGGCAUAUGUUAGAGCUAAGGGUACGCCUGCAAGAUGGCGUGACUUCCAUACAGCUGUUGGUAUUGAUAGGUUCAUGUAUGUAUUUGGAGGGCGGAGCGAUCAUGGCGGCAACAUGUUCACAAAUAUGGAGCUUUACUGCAAUAAGAUACAAGGAUUCGAUACAGUCACAAACACCUGGUUCCAGCCUGUUACGCAUGGUCUCAUUCCAACAGGGCGGAGAAGCCAUUCUGUGUUUACAUACAAAAAGUGCAUUUAUAUAUUUGGUGGCUAUAAUGGACAACAUGAUCUUCAUUUCAAAGACAUCUUCAGGUUUGAUACAAGAACCAACAAAUGGUCAUUAGUGGCAGUCCGAGGAACAGGACCAUGUGCAAGAAGGCGUCAAUGUUGUUGUAAGAUAGGAACAAAAGUUUACCUCUUUGGCGGCACAAGUCCGACCAAUCUGGCACCACAGGAUGUGGACGAUGCGGAAGUUCCCUUGAUGGAUCUAUCUGAUUUACAUGUGCUAGAUCUAGAACCGUCUCUCAAAACUCUAGCCAAGUUGGCUGUCCUAGAACACAAGUUGGACACAUCAUGUUUACCAAGGGAUAUAAGAUGGGAGUUAGCUGCAAUGACAACACCAAAUGUGAUAACUAGACCAAUUAACUCUAACGGAUGAUAAACUCUAACAGACGAUAAACUCUAACGUACUAUAUGCAAUAUUGUGUUAAGGCUUCAUGCAUGCCAUGUCACAAUCCACCUGGACAUUGUAAUUUGCAAUGGUGGUUUGCAUUUAUAAGUAUGGUAUACCAGUACAUUUUGUUAUAUAUCACAUUGUUUCUGUUACCAUACUUGAAAACUGCAUGGUAAAUUUCAGAGUGCUCUUUUCAGUCUUGAUAUUUUUGUAAUACCUAAUGUUAUACAUACGAAAUUUCAGGUGCAAAUUUGUGUUUCACAAAUACAACAGGUUCACAAUUAGUUGUGAUUCUUUUAUAUUGUUUUUUUUUUUCCUAGCCUAAUAUUACAGUGUUACAUGUGCAACGUAAGUAUUAAGUAUAUUAUUUGGUACACGGAAAUAACUUUUUUUAGCUCACCUGUCACAAAGUGACAAGGUGAGCUAUUGUGACCGCUUGAUGUCUCGAGCGUUGUCCGUCAUGCGUCAACAAUUUCUAAAAAAAUCUUCUUGAAAACCACUGGGCAGAAUUACACCAAACUUCACAGGAAUGAUCCUUGGGUAGCCCCCUUUCAAAAUUAUUCAAAGAAUUGAAUUCCAUGCAGAACUCUGGUUGCCAUGGCAACCAAAAGGAAAAACUUUAAAAAUCUUCUUCUCAAAAACCAGAAGCCCUAGAACUUAGAUAUUUGGUGUGAAGCAUUGCCUAGUGGACCUCUACCAAUUUUAUUCAAAUCAUGACCCCCGGGGUCAAAAUUGACCCCGCCCCAGGGGUCACUUGAUUUUACAUCGGAAAAUCUUAAAAAAUCUUCUUCUCAAAAACCAGAAACCCUACAGCUUAGAUAUUUGACAUGUAGCAUUGCCUAGUAGACCUAUACUAAAGUUGUUUAAAUCAUGACCCCGGGGUCAAAAUUGACCCCGCCCCAGGGGUCACUUGAUUUAAGAUAGGAAAAUCUUCAAAAAAAUUUCAAAAAUAAACCAGAAGGCCUAGAGCUUAGAUAUUUGACAUCUAGCAUUGCCUAGUGGACCUCUACAAAAUUUUUCAAAUCAUAACCCCCCCCCGCCCGGGGUCAAAAUUAACCCCGCCCCAGGAGUCACUUGAUUUUACAUACUAGGAAAAUUUUCAGAAAAUUUCUAAAACUAAACCAGAAGGCCUAGAGCUUAGAUAUUUGACAUGUAGCAUUGCCUAGUGGACCUCUACAAAAUUUGUUCAAAUCAUGACCCCCGGGGUCAAAAUUGACCCCGCCCCAGGGGUCACUUGAUUUUACAUACUAGGAAAAUCUUCAAAAAAUUUCUAAAAAUAAACCAGAAGGCCUAGAGCUUAGAUAUUUGACAUGUAGCAUUACCUAGUAGUCCUCUACAAAAUUUGUUCAAAUCAUGACCCCCGGGGUCAAAAUUGACCCCGCCCCAGGGGUCACUUGAUUUUACAUAGGAAAAUCUUCAAAAUUUUUCUAAAAAUAAACCAGAAGGCCUAGAGCUUAGAUAUUUGACAUGUAGCAUUGCCUAAUAGACUUCUACAAAAUUAAUUCAAAUCAUGACCCCCAGGGUCAAAUUGACCCUGCUCCAUGGGGUUACUUGAUAGUAGAUAGAAAAUCUUCAAAAUUUUCUAAAAAUAAACCAGAAGGUCUAGAUCUUAGAUAUUUGACCUGUAGCAUUGCCUAGUGGAACUCUACCAAAAUUUGUUCAAAUCUUGAGCCCCAGGGUCAAAUAGGCCCAACCCCAGGGGUCACUUGAUUGUACAUAGGGAAAUCUUCAUAAAUUUGCUAAAAAUAAACUAGAAGGCCUAGAUCUUAGAUAUUUGAUAUGUAACAUUGCUUAGUAGACUUCUACAAACUUUGUUCAAAUCAUGACCCCCAGGGUAAAAUUGGCCCCGCCCCAGGGGUUACUUGAUUGUACAUCGGAAAAUCUUCCAAACAAUCUCUAAAAAUCAUCAGUUUGACAUUUGAAACAUGUAGCUCAUAUUACUCAGGUGAGUGAUCCAGGGUCAUCUUGACCCUCUUGUUUUUAAUUUGAAUAGCUUCAUUGACAUUAUUUACCAUUUUUCUGAGAAAAGAUACUGUAGAUAUGAUUUUAAUGUGAUUAUCACAUUUUGUUUGUUAAUGACAUUGUUUUUGAAAAUACUUUAUAUCCUGAUGACUGUUUAUCUACCAAGUAACUUUUCUAGAAAACAAUAUACAGAUGUUGUUUAUUUACUGUACAUGUGGUUAGUUUUGCAGAACGAAAUGUUUUACAUUUUAUUUAAUGGGAAAUAUUUGCAGAAAAGUUUCGGCCAAAUGAUACUGUAAAAACGCAAUCAUUGACGUAUUAAAAAGGUUCUCACACUUAAAACAGAACAGCUCAAAAAGUUCAUAGGCAAGUAUUGAUAACCUGCCUGUUUGAAUAUUGAUUGUAAGUUCAUCUAAUCUAUUCAAUCAUCCUUGACAGAUAACAGUUUAUUAUGUUUAUAUAAAAAACUCAUAAAAGCAUUUUUACUUGGAGAACAUGUUAAGCAAAGUUUUUGUUACACAAGGCUGUGGGGAGUGGGUGAGGGGCGGGGGUUGGGAAGGGGGCUGGGGAUUACUGAUAAUUCAUCACUGACAGUGUGUCAGUAGUAACAUGGCAGUUUAUUUAAACAUUAAAAACAUGGCAUUUUAAAUCUAUUAGCAGGUAAAUUCUGAAAGAUGCUCAUUGUUUAUAUUAUACUAUAUUGUAUUUUGUUUUAAUUUAGAUAAUGCUUUUUGGAAAUGAUCACAUUACAAAUGCUUUGUCGUGGAAGUAAAUUGUGUGAUUUUGAAACAAGCUGUUUGUGAUAAAAGUAAUUUAGGCAUUGUCCGUUUAUUUUUUGGUGGGUGGGGAAUGACCCGACAGUUGUCCUUUCAGAAAUGUUGAGGAUAAAUUCACUCUGUCACUUGUGAUAAACAAAUCAUAGAGUCAAGCAAUUGCAGAGUCUGCCUAGUUUACUUUAUGACAUGUGUAAACAAAUAUUUUUGAAGUGGUUUUAAACUGUUCAUUUUUCUACAAGUAAAUACAAAUAACUAAAAAGAAUUGUUACUGCGAUCUGAAACAUGUUUUGUUUUCUCUAACUUUUAAAGUGUAUUUGUUAUUUAUUUCAUUAGUAAAUAUUACUGCAAAUUA
Messenger RNA from Mercenaria mercenaria, 4400 nucleotides. Its product is annotated as kelch domain-containing protein 3-like. Lineage: Eukaryota; Metazoa; Mollusca; Bivalvia; Venerida; Veneridae. Bases 129 to 1295 code for a protein of 388 amino acids. Gene Ontology annotation, molecular function: chromatin binding; protein binding. The transcript has 10 exons. Gene Ontology annotation, cellular component: cytoplasm. The record is from RefSeq and is a predicted model, not a curated record.